Molecule: messenger RNA, 645 nt
Organism: Trichosurus vulpecula (common brushtail)
Lineage: Eukaryota; Metazoa; Chordata; Mammalia; Diprotodontia; Phalangeridae
Product: bone marrow proteoglycan-like
Exons: 5
Coding region: 1-645 (214 amino acids)
Biological process (GO): immune response
Source: RefSeq, a predicted model, not a curated record
AUGAAAUUAUCUCUCAUCUUAUCACUUCUCUUGUUGGGCACAGUGUCUUCUCUUCAGCUGAAAAAUGAGGCCCUUGAGCUAGAGGCAUCAGAGGGAGAAAAGGCCUUGGUUCAGGAGCUAGAGAUUCCAGAGAAAGGGGAUAACUUGACCACAGGGAAUGAGGAAGAGGAUGAUGAAGGGAAUGAGGAAGAGGAUGAUGAAGACAAUGAAGUUGAAGCUUCUGAACAUGAUGACAAACAUUGCCCAAAGGAAGAGGAUGUAGUCCAUGUGCUGGGUACCCCAGAAUGUAAGACCUGCCGGUUCCUGAUUGUUAAUAAAUUAAGGAGAUUCAACAGGGCUCGGAAAAUCUGCAAACGUUGCUAUCAUGGCCAUCUGGUCUCUAUCCACAGCUCCCACACCAACAACCGCAUCCGGUGUUUGGCUAGUAAACUCAACCAGAGCCAGAUCUGGAUUGGAGCCAGAGUCAGGGGCAGGUCUUGCAGAAAGAGAUUUUGGUGGGUUGAUGGGAGUCAUUGGACAUUUUCUUACUGGGCAGCAGGCCAACCUGGAAAUGGUGGGGGCCGAUGUGUAGCCUUUUGUACCCGAGGAGGUCAUUGGCGCCGAGCCCCAUGCAAACGUCGCCUGCCUUUUGCCUGCUCUUACUGA